GCGGGGUGUAGCCGGAUGUGUUGUUCUGUGUUUGUGGUAGCCCAAGAUGGCGGAGUAUUCCUGCGUUAAGUCCACCAAGCUCGUCCUUAAAGGGGCGAAAGAGAAAAGCAAGAAAAAGCACAAGGAGAAGAAAAGGAAACGGGAGGAGGAUGCGGCAGAGCAACUUGACAUUGUUGGAAACUGGUGGGCUGUCAGUAACUUCGGUGAAAUUACAGGAACUAUAGCUAUAGAAAUGGACAAAGGAGCUUACAUCCAUGCCCUGGACAAUGGCUUAUUUACACUUGGAGCACCACAUAAAGAUGACGAAGGCCCCAGUCCUCCUGAACAGUUCACAGCAGUGAAGUUGUCUGAUACAAGGAUCGCUCUGAAAUCUGGUUAUGGCAAAUACCUUGGUAUAAAUUCAGAUGGACUUGUUAUUGGACGUUCAGAUGCAAUAGGAUCAAGAGAGCAAUGGGAACCUGUCUUCCAAGAUAAGAAAAUGGCAUUAUUAGCUGCAAAUAGCCGUUUUAUUAGAUGCAAUGAAGAGGGAGACAUAGAAGCCAAAAGCAAAACUGCAGGGGAAGAAGAAAUGAUAAAGAUUCGUACUUGUGCUGAAAGAGAAGCUAAGAAGAAAGAUGAUGUUCCACAAGAAGACAAAGGAAAUGUUAAACAGUGUGAAAUCAAUUACGUAAAGAAAUUCCAAAGUUUUCAAGACAAGAAGCUUAAAAUAAGCAAAGAAGAUACUAAAGCCCUCAGAAAAGCCAGGAAAGAAGGCACUUUCCACGAAAUGCUUCUUGACAGGUACACCAUAUUACAGGAAAUAAUGAGAGCAAAAGUGAAAGCGGAUAGAUACUGCAAGUGA
Messenger RNA from Dryobates pubescens (Downy woodpecker), 841 nucleotides. RefSeq names its product FSHD region gene 1 (gene FRG1). The transcript has 9 exons. The record is from RefSeq and is a predicted model, not a curated record. Gene Ontology annotation, cellular component: nucleolus; striated muscle dense body; catalytic step 2 spliceosome. NCBI's taxonomy places the organism in Eukaryota, Metazoa, Chordata, Aves, Piciformes, Picidae. Gene Ontology annotation, molecular function: actin filament binding. Bases 47 to 841 code for a protein of 264 amino acids.